Messenger RNA from Maniola jurtina (meadow brown), 4227 nucleotides. Its product is annotated as RNA exonuclease 1 homolog. The transcript has a single exon. Gene Ontology annotation, molecular function: exonuclease activity; nucleic acid binding. NCBI's taxonomy places the organism in Eukaryota, Metazoa, Arthropoda, Insecta, Lepidoptera, Nymphalidae. The record is from RefSeq and is a predicted model, not a curated record. Bases 143 to 3466 code for a protein of 1107 amino acids. Gene Ontology annotation, cellular component: nucleus.
AAAAUGUCAAAAUAAUCCAGGAAUUCGUUUUCUGUGGCUAAUGCCUGCUGCUGUAGUGAAAUAAUCAAAAAUAAUUGUUUUUAUUUGUGAUUAUUAUUUACUUAGUACAUAGUUUUAAUGAAUGAAGUAAGACGUUUUUACGAUGCUGCCUUCGACAGGCUAUUUUAAAGGAAUCAACUGUCCCUUCUACGACAGUGGUCUAUGCGAGCGGCCCUAUUGUCAUUUUCGUCAUGUUAAGAAAGAACCACAAAAUAUCGGUAACGAUGAUGGGAUGGGCAGUGGAGCGAUGCUGCAGAAGUUAGUAUCGGCAGCGGUACAAAAGGUUUUGCAACAAACGGAGACAGGUACUUCUACACCCUCGCAAAAUGUUUCCGACUCAGAAAAAAACUCUGGACAGCCCGUUCCAUCUAAAGUUACGUACAACCCAACUCCGAUAGCUGAACUUAACAAAAUAAAUAAUACAGAUUCCGAAAACACUGAUGACAGUAUUGAACAAAAAAGAAGACAUAUACCAGUGCCGUACACACCUAGAAAACCAGCCAGUAUACCCAUCAAAAGACCUGUAGACACAAAUGGUUCUAAGCUCUUUACAUAUUUGCCGCCUGCACAGUAUAAUCCAGGUUCCGAAACUGCUCAGCUUGAUCCCUACACUCCUAAAGGGGCAAUAGAGUCUGGUGAGAAAUAUUUACCAGGUUCAGAGAAGACAAUUCCAGAAUACAAGCCUAAGGAGACCCAAAACUCUGCAGUUAAUUACGUUCCCUCAGACAAAGCUGUAAGCAAGAAAAAAAUAUUAGAAUAUAAACCAGCAAAGGUCAAAAGUAUACCUUCAUCUGUAACAUAUCAGCCAACACCUAGGUCAUUGGUUCCUUGCUUCUCCAGUGAUGAAGAUGAACCAGAUAUCAAAAAAAGAAAGCUUUCGAGUGAUCUAAAUGGCUUAGAUGAUUUAGGAGCAGAAUUUGAUAUAUUAGACCAAAUUUUAGAUGAAGAAAAAGCAGAAAAGGAAGUCAAAGGUAUUUCUCAAAACAUCAUUGGCAAGGAAUCUACUGAUAAACUACAAAAUCAAAAAUCUACUAAGAACACCAAUGUAUCUGUUAAGUCUGAUAUAAGCAAAUCUGAAAAAGAGAGGUCAUCGAGGACAAUGGACAAGAAAUCAAAUGAUGAGUUAACAGAACGAACAGAAAAAUCUAGUAAUAAGCCCACAGAAAGAAAACCAAAAUCUAAUGAUAAGUCCGUAGAAAGAAAAGAAAAAUCUUGUGAUAAGUCAAUAGAAAGAAAAGAAAAAUCUAAUGAUAAAUUAACAGAAAGAAAAGAAAAAUCUAAAGAUAAAGAUAAAAAAGAUAGAAAAUCGUCUGAUAGAAAGAGUAGUGACAAAAAUUCUAGCAAAGAUAAAAACAAGCACGAAAAGACAACCAAAUCAGAGGAAAAAUCACACACUAGUUCCAAACACUCUAAAAGCAAUUCAUCAAAACAUUCAAAACAGACCAAUGAUACUGAUAAAUAUAAAGAUAGCCGACAUUCUAAGUCUCAUAAAAGGUCCAAAGAAACAAAAGAUAAACAUAAGGAAAAACAUAAAAGAAGUGCAUCAAAAAUUAUAUCUGAUGAUGACAAUCAUACCUAUGAGGACAAUUUAGAAGAUGAGUUAAAUGAAUUAUCAGAGUCAGAUGAGGAAUCUAUUGCACUGCAAUGUAAAAAAAUAUUUGAGGAGUAUGUUCCAACUGAGAAAUCACAAAACAUUGAAGAAUGCCCUGAAAAAUUAGAAACUGGGCCUGAUGUUGAAGAAUAUUUACCUACGAAAAAGAGAAUAUCUAGGACAAUUGAUAAGAACAUUAAAAUAUUACCUAAAGCACCCAUAAAACCAGAUUUUAAAGUAAGUGCUGCGCAAGCUAUGGCUGAAAGAUUAGCUAAAGUACGUGAAUUCCAUGCUUUGAAAAGUACUUCUGAAAGUAAUAACUCUACAAAUUUAGUUUCAAAACCUGAUUCCACUAAGCCUGUUUUUUGCACUCCACCUCCCAGUACCAGUAGUUCCAAAAUUCGCAUUGCUCAUGUUCCUUAUGCCUCAACAAUGCUGACGGCAAAGAAGGUCAUAGCUCCUAGUACAAUUACUGUAAAGAAAAAUGAUGCAUCCUCUAGUUGCACAAUUACACAAACUGUGAAGAAGGGUACUCAAAGAGUUGCUCACAUGCCAAGUGAAAAAUUCAUUGACAGGCCUGGUGUUUUAGAGCCACUUGGCUCAAAAAUAGCAGCAAAUAUUAGAUCUACAUACUUGAAUAUGAUGAUUGAUCAUUGUUUAAAAAUUUACCUAUCGCCAACUGAUGCCUAUGCGCGAGCACAACAUGAAGAGUUAGCUACUAGUAAAAAAUGUUCCACUGUGCAAAUAUAUAAGAAUUCAGCAGUGCUUGCCAUCAGCAGGCUUAAAAAAGAAGUUCUCGAGUGUAAUGGAGUGAAGAAAUCUGGAAGUGACUGUGCAGCACUAAGCAAAGUGCCACAAGGAGCAACGGGCAAAUCAAAUGUAGUUGGCUCAUGGAGUAUAGAGAGUAAGAUUAAAAGAAAUUUUGAAGACCCGCAACAGUUUACAGGUGCAAAGUUUUAUAAUAACAUUAAAAAAUGGAUCCUAACAGAGGAUCAACUCAAAGAAAAUGGUUUUCCCAGACCUCAUAGCAGUGGUGUGAAAGGGAGGGCGAUUAUCUAUGGACAAAACAAACAAACUCCUCCAAAGGGAUAUAUAAGAACUUGCUGUAGAUGUAAAAAGAAUUAUACUGUGGAUAAAAAAGGGUUUCCAACUUUUAAAGAGGAGUGUAUUUAUCAUCCGAAUAAUAAAUAUAGAGUUAGGGGUGAGGUUCGUUACCAAUGCUGCAGUCAAGAUGGCUCAUCGGAUGGGUGUUGUAUAGCUUCAAGUCAUGUGUACGAGUAUGUAGAUUUUGAAAACUUGAAAGGAUACGUCAAAACACUGCCUCCAGACAGUGUCAUGGAGGAUUAUGGUGUUUAUUCAUUAGACUGCGAAAUGUGUUACACAACACAAGGUUUAGAUUUGACUAGAGUCACUGUGAUUAAUUCAGCAUGUAAAGUAGUUUAUGAGACCCUUAUUAAACCUUUGCAUCCUAUAAUUGACUAUAAUACUAGAUAUUCAGGUAUUACUGAAGAACAAAUGUCAGAAGUGAAAACCACAUUACUAGAUGUGCAAGCAACACUGCUUACUAUGUUUAAUAGUAAAACUAUAUUAAUAGGUCAUAGUUUAGAAUCUGAUUUUAAAGCACUGAAACUCAUUCAUGAUACUGUUAUUGAUACAAGUGUCUUAUAUCCUCAUAAAAUGGGGCCGCCAUACAAGAGAGCAUUAAGAAAUCUGUCAUCAGAAUAUUUGAAGAAGAUUAUACAAAAUUCUGUUGAUGGCCAUGACAGUGCAGAAGAUGCUACUGUUUGUAUGGAACUCCUAAUUUAUAAAGUAAAAGAGGAUCUGAAGACAAGAUGAUAGGCUUAAAUGUAUUAAAAAUUAACACUUCAAAUUAUUAGUUAAAUGUAUUUUAAAGUCUGUUAUUUAAUAUCACAUUUAGAAUUAUACCUAUUAAUGCCUUUUACUGUGUAAUUUUAGAUUGUAAAUGAGUUUUAUAUAUUGCUUUAAUAUAUAGCAAUAAAUUUAUAAUAAUGUAUUCUUGUUACAAAAAUGAUAUAUUAUUUUCCCUAUGGAUUGAUACUUAUCAUACUCAACUUUACUCAAUAUUAGACUGAUUAGAAACUGGUGUAGGUACUAAUAACAUUAUUCUCAUGAUAUAAUGUCUGCAAUAUAAUGUCAAAUUCUUAGUAGUAUCCGAGCCACAUAUUUAUUUAACUUUAAGAAUAAUUGGAGUUGGGUAUACUAGCUAGGAACUACCUACCUACUCUUUGUAAAUAAUUUCCAGAAUUUAUAAGGAAUGAAGUUAAUUAAAUAUAAUUUUAAAGGAAUGAAGUUAAUUAAAACACAAAUCUUAAAACCAAAAAUAAUAUUUACUAGAAGACAAACAUUAUACACACACCUAUUUGUAAAUGUUGAAACCUGAAACCAACCUGUAAAAGUAGUUUCAGUCUAUCUUCAUUGGGACAUCCAUUUCACAUAUUUUUGUAAUAUAAUAACUGUGUAUCUUUUUUGUGUAAUUUGCAAUAAAAUACAAUAUAUCAAUAAACAAGAGUGUAUUUAUAAAAGUAAACAUUAUAAAAUUGCUCAUUGCAAAUUUAAAUAAAAAUUAUUAUUUUUAA